This is a messenger RNA of Helobdella robusta, 1704 nucleotides long. RefSeq lists its product as hypothetical. The record is from RefSeq and is a predicted model, not a curated record. Gene Ontology annotation, molecular function: 5'-3' RNA helicase activity; RNA binding. The annotation marks the transcript as partial. The transcript has 11 exons. NCBI's taxonomy places the organism in Eukaryota, Metazoa, Annelida, Clitellata, Rhynchobdellida, Glossiphoniidae.
AGUUUUUGUGAAAAGUGGGUCAAAGGCAUGAAGCUUGACAUUAGGUUCACUUUUAACCGGUUGUCUCACAGACUCCAACAUCGAUCCGUUGAUCUGGCGCUAGAACAUUCCCUGACCCAUUUUUACCUCUUCCCCCAAUACACUGACACCGAUCCAAACGCUGAGUACACGAAGAUCCAGCAGUUUUAUAACAGAAACAUAGGCAACAAUGAGCAGCAGAUGCUAGCCAUCAACAACAUCGUAAACAACACAUCGCAGGACAUGCCAUUCGUAAUUUUUGGACCGCCAGGUACUGGCAAGACGAGCACCAUCGUGGAGGCCAUUGUACAGAUCUACAAUAGAGAUAGGACGUCCAACAUUUUGGCAUGCACCCCAUCCAAUCGCUCGUGUGACCUCCUCGUUGAAAGGAUGCUGGUCUUUGGAGUGAAACCCAAGGAUGUCUUUAGGAUGUAUGCCGCUUCGUACAACAUUGCACAGAUUCCAGCUCCCAUUAAAAAUUGUAGCAAUGCGGCUGGCAACUUCAUUUUCAUGCCAGCAAAGGAGCAACUCCAGUCAAAUUAUCGCAUCAUUGUAUGCACUCUAGCCACGAGCGGUCGACUCGUUACUGCCAAUUUGAAGUCGGGGCACUUCAGUUACGUAUUCAUCGAUGAAAUCGGCCAGGCCACUGAACCAGAGGCCCUCAUUCCUCUGGCUGGUAUCUGCGAACCUGAUGUUGCAGAUGUACAUGUCGUAAUAGCUGGUGAUCCAAAGCAGCUGGGUCCUGUUCUUAGGUCAACAACAGCCAUCAAGUUCGGAUUAGGUAGUUCCAACUGCAACGAACAACUACGCCAACAUUCUCAUUACGACAACAAUUACAUCGUGAAACUGCUCAACAACUAUAGGUGCCAUCCCUCGCUCCUCCAGGUCUCAAACGAGUUAUUUUAUGAUAAUGAGCUCAUCCCAUCGGCCGAUCCAGUCUUCGUUGGCCAGUAUCUAAGAUGGGACAAACUGCCGAAUCCUGCCAUGCCUUUGAUCUUCCACGGCGUGAGAGGUAAGGAUGAGCGUGAGAGUUCCAGCCCAUCAUUUUUCAACAUUCAGGAAAUAGUCCAAGUCAAGUUCUAUGUUGACGAACUGAUGACGAGCUCGCUGAGGGUCAGCUGCCAAGAUAUUGGCAUCAUCACGCCGUACAGAAAACAGGUUAUUGUGCAUAAGUUGAAACAGGCUCUGAGGGGAUCGCGCUAUAAAGACAUCACCGUGGCAUCAGUUGAGGAGUACCAAGGCAGGGAGAAAAAGGUAAUCAUAAUCAGUACCGUUAGAAGUACGAAACAUUUCAUGCUGUACGACGCUAAGUUCAACGUUGGCUUCUUGAAGAACCCAAAGAGGUUCAAUGUGGCCAUAACGAGGUGUCAGUGCUUGUUGAUAGUCAUUGGAGAUCCUCACCUUCUGACCGCUGAUCCGUGCUGGAGGAAAUUGCUGAUGUACUGCGUAACGAACAACUGCUACGUUGGCACUCCGUUCAAACUGAACGAGAACGAAGAACUUUCUGAUGAGACUGACAUACUGGAUACUCAGCUGGAUGCAAGUCCAAUCCAAAACAUAAAUGACGCUGAUGGUGUUGUUGGCAUCAAAGAAAACAAAGACUCCAAUGUGGAUGACACGAUUUUAAACCUCAAUGACAUGUGCCAGCUGUUCAAAGAAAUGCAGCUAGAACAAUUAGCUUCUUAA